UUGGGUUUUUGUUGAAGCCGAAGCUCAUCAUCGUUUUGUUUACACCAAAAUACGACACGCUCCUCUGGCGGUACUUGAAUCACUCACUGGCGCCGUAAUUAACCCUCUCAACCACCGAAUGUAACCCCCAAAUUUUGUUCAUCCAUUCUUCAACUCCCUCUUCUUUUCAUUCUCUCAUCGCUCAACAAACAUUACUCUAUCUCUAUAUCAAUCAUCUUCUUCAAUUUCUCUGUUCAUUGUGAUCUUCCGCAACCAUCGAACGUCAAAAAUGGCCAAUGCAGCAUCAGGAAUGGCUGUGAACGAUGAAUGCAAGUUAAAAUUCUUGGAGCUCAAGUCAAAAAGAACUCAUCGUUUCAUCGUCUUUAAGAUCGAGGAGAAGCUAAAGCAAGUAGUCGUGGAGAAACUUGGCGGUCCUAGCCAAAGUUACGAGGAUUUCGCUGCUAGUCUCCCUGCUGACGAGUGUCGUUAUGCUGUUUAUGAUUUCGACUUUGUCACAGAAGAAAAUUGCCAAAAAAGCAGGAUUUUCUUCAUUGCAUGGUCUCCUGAUAAUUCAAGGGUCAGAAGCAAGAUGAUAUAUGCAAGCUCCAAGGAAAGGUUCAAGAGAGAGCUCGAUGGAAUACAAGUAGAACUCCAAGCAACUGAUCCAACCGAGAUGGGUCUCGACGUUAUUCGAAGCCGUGCCAACUGAAUACGAAACGUAAGCCUGCUAAAACUAAUCGAAAUGCUUAAAGUUUGCGAGUCAUGGAAAUCUUCUGUUCUACUUGAACAAGUAUGCAUCUGUGUGUCGUCUACCGUGUCGACACGGUAUUCCUUUUAACGUGUCUUGAGUGAUCGUCUAGAGAGUUCGAUACCUAUAAAGCUAGUAUAUAUGGAGUCUGAGGUAUUAUCUAAAGACCAUAUGCUAAUUUCUACUUGUUUUUUU
Molecule: messenger RNA, 922 nt
Organism: Cucurbita maxima (winter squash)
Lineage: Eukaryota; Viridiplantae; Streptophyta; Magnoliopsida; Cucurbitales; Cucurbitaceae
Product: actin-depolymerizing factor 1-like
Exons: 3
Coding region: 269-688 (139 amino acids)
Biological process (GO): actin filament depolymerization
Cellular component (GO): actin cytoskeleton; cytoplasm
Molecular function (GO): actin filament binding
Source: RefSeq, a predicted model, not a curated record